Molecule: messenger RNA, 4431 nt
Organism: Drosophila biarmipes
Lineage: Eukaryota; Metazoa; Arthropoda; Insecta; Diptera; Drosophilidae
Gene: eater
Product: fibrillin-2
Exons: 4
Coding region: 39-4358 (1439 amino acids)
Source: RefSeq, a predicted model, not a curated record
UGAAAUUGCGCAGAGUUAGAUGAAUUAUUAAAGCGACAAUGUGGAUAUGUAAGCUCGUAAUAUUUUAUCUCCUCUCCGGAUUCGUGGCGGCUCAGAUCUGCGAAGUCACCCGGUAUAGAGUUGAUAAAGGAGUACGCAAGCAAAUUAAAGUAAAGCAGUGCUGCCCGGGCUAUAAGAAACGACAGAACACAAAACUUAUAUGCGAUCCAAGAUGUAGGGUGAACUGUAGAAGUGGCACCUGCUCGAAGCCAAAUGUGUGUACCUGCCUGAAAGGCUAUGUCAACCUCAACAAAGAGCCAUCUAACUAUUGUGUGCCCGAAUGCAAGGGCUGUAACAAAGGAACCUGCACCUCGCCCGGCCACUGCCGUUGUUCCUCUGGUCACCUGCUGGACCAGGAGACCGGUAACUGUGUGCCCCAGUGUCCGAAGGGGUGCUCCAAUGGCACCUGCAUUUCGCCCAAUAACUGCAAGUGCAACCAAGGAUACGCGAUGGACGCCGCCACCCAGCAGUGCCUGCCCACCUGUACUGAGGACUGCAAGCGGAACAAUGGCUUCUGUGCGGCGCCCAAUCGGUGCCAGUGCAAUCCUGGUUACAUUUCCAAGCCGAACUCCGAAUCCUUUGCGUGCCAGCCGGUCUGCAAAAAUGGCUGCAAAAAUGGAGUUUGUCGCGCUCCCGACGUUUGUGAAUGCAAUAGAUUCUACAGGAAGGACGCCGAUAAAAACUGCGCCCCAAUCUGCGACAACGAAUGCGUAAAUGGGGACUGUACGGCGCCGGAUGUGUGUUCUUGCUGGCCGGGGUAUACGAAAAUUGGUGACAAUGUCUGCGUGGCCAUUUGUCCGGCGGGCUGCCAGAACGGAGUGUGCGUGAAGCCAAAUGUGUGCUCCUGCAACGCAGGAUACACCAUGCAAGAGGGUGUCUGCAGUCCAGUUUGCGAGGAAGGAUGCGAGAACGGUUCCUGUGUGACGCCCGGCGAGUGCUCCUGCAACGAGGGGUAUGCCAAGGUGGGGAACAAGUGUGUCCCUGUUUGCCAGGGUGGAUGCAAGAACGGAUCUUGCGUCUCGCCGGGAAAGUGCUCCUGCAAUGAAGGAUACAGCAAGGAAACGGAGAACAGCUGCGCACCAGUUUGCUCUAAAGGAUGUGAGAACGGAUUCUGUGCUUCUCCUGAAAAGUGUUCCUGCAACAGUGGAUACCUAAUGGAUAGUGAGGAAAAGUGUGUUCCAGUUUGCACAGGUGGAUGUGAGAACGGAUUUUGUGCUUCUCCUGAAAAGUGUUCCUGCAACAAUGGAUACAAAAUGGACAGUGAGAACAAGUGUGUUCCAGUUUGCUCGAAAGGAUGUGAGAAUGGAUUCUGUGCAUCUCCUGAAAAGUGUUCCUGCAACAGUGGAUACCUAAUGGAUAGUGAGGAAAAGUGUUUUCCAGUUUGCACAGGUGGAUGUGAGAAUGGAUUCUGUGCUUCUCCCGAAAAGUGUUCCUGCAACAUCGGAUACGAAAUGGACAGUGAGGAAAAGUGUGUCCCAGUUUGCAUGGGGGGAUGUGAGAAUGGAUUCUGUGCUUCUCCCGAAAAGUGUUCCUGCAACAACGGAUACCUAAUGGAUAGUGAGGAAAAGUGUGUUCCAGUUUGCUCGAAAGGAUGUGAGAAUGGAUUCUGUGCAUCUCCUGAAAAGUGUUCCUGCAACAGUGGAUACCUAAUGGAUAGUGAGGAAAAGUGUUUUCCAGUUUGCACAGGUGGAUGUGAGAAUGGAUUCUGUGCUUCUCCCGAAAAGUGUUCCUGCAACAUCGGAUACGAAAUGGACAGUGAGGAAAAGUGUGUCCCAGUUUGCACAGGUGGAUGUGAGAACGGAUUCUGUACUUCUCCAGAAAAGUGUUCUUGCAACAAUGGAUACAAAAUGGACAGUGAGAACAAGUGUGUUCCAGUUUGCUCGAAAGGAUGUGAGAAUGGAUUCUGUGCUUCUCCUGAAAAGUGUUCCUGCAACAGCGGAUACCUAAUGGAUAGUGAGGAAAAGUGUGUUCCAGUUUGCACAGGUGGAUGUGAGAAUGGAUUUUGUGCUUCUCCUGAAAAGUGUUCCUGCAACAGUGGAUACCUAAUGGACAGUGAGGAAAAGUGUGUCCCAGUUUGCUCGAAAGGAUGUGAGAAUGGAUUCUGUGCAUCUCCUGAAAAGUGUUCCUGCAACAGCGGAUACCUAAUGGAUAGUGAGGAAAAGUGUGUCCCAGUUUGCACAGGUGGAUGUGAGAAUGGAUUCUGUGCUUCUCCUGAAAAGUGUUCCUGCAACAGUGGAUACCUAAUGGAUAGUGAGGAAAAGUGUGUUCCAGUUUGCACAGGUGGAUGUGAGAAUGGAUUCUGUGCUUCUCCCGAAAAGUGUUCCUGCAACAUCGGAUACGAAAUGGACGGUGAGAACAAGUGUGUCCCAGUUUGCAUGGGGGGAUGUGAGAAUGGUUUCUGUGCUUCUCCUGAAAAGUGUUCCUGCAAUAGUGGAUACGAAAUGGACAGUGAGGAAAAGUGUGUUCCAGUUUGCACAGGUGGAUGUGAGAAUGGUUUUUGUGCUUCUCCUGAAAAGUGUUCCUGCAACAGCGGAUACCUAAUGAAUACUGAGGAAAAGUGUGUCCCAGUAUGCACAGGUGGAUGUGAGAAUGGAUUCUGUGCUUCUCCUGAAAAGUGUUCCUGCAACAGUGGAUACCUAAUGGAUAGUGAGGAAAAGUGUGUCCCAGUUUGCACAGGUGGAUGUGACAAUGGAUUCUGUGCUUCUCCUGAAAAGUGUUCAUGCAACAUCGGAUACGAAAUGGACAGUGAGGAAAAGUGUGUCCCAGUUUGCACAGGUGGAUGUGAGAAUGGUUUCUGUGCUUCUCCUGAAAAGUGUUCCUGCAACAGCGGAUACCUAAUGAAUACUGAGGAAAAGUGUGUCCCAGUUUGCACAGGUGGAUGUGACAAUGGAUUCUGUGCUUCUCCUGAAAAGUGUUCAUGCAACAUCGGAUACGAAAUGGACAGUGAGGAAAAGUGUGUCCCAGUUUGCACAGGUGGAUGUGAGAAUGGUUUCUGUGCUUCUCCUGAAAAGUGUUCCUGCAACAGCGGAUACCUAAUGAAUACUGAGGAAAAGUGUGUUCCAGUUUGCACAGGUGGAUGUGAGAAUGGAUUCUGUGCUUCUCCCGAAAAGUGUUCCUGCAACAAUGGAUACAAAAUGGACAGUGAGAAAAAGUGUGUCCCAGUUUGCAUGGGGGGAUGUGAGAAUGGUUUCUGUGCUUCUCCUGAAAAGUGUUCCUGCAAUAGUGGAUACGAAAUGGACAGUGAGGAAAAGUGUGUUCCAGUUUGCACAGGUGGAUGUGAGAAUGGUUUCUGUGCUUCUCCUGAAAAGUGUUCCUGCAACAGCGGAUACCUAAUGAAUACUGAGGAAAAGUGUGUCCCAGUAUGCACAGGUGGAUGUGAGAAUGGGUUCUGUGCUUCUCCUGAAAAGUGUUCCUGCAACAGUGGAUACCUAAUGAAUACUGAGGAAAAGUGUGUCCCAGUAUGCACAGGUGGAUGUGAGAAUGGAUUCUGUGCUUCUCCUGAGAAAUGUUCCUGCAAUAGUGGAUACGAUAUGGACAGUGAGGAAAAGUGUGUCCCAGUUUGCACAGGUGGAUGUGAGAAUGGAUUCUGUGCUUCUCCGGAAAAGUGUUCCUGCAACAUCGGAUACGAAAUGAACAGUGUGAACAAGUGUGUUCCAGUUUGCUCGAAAGGAUGUGAAAAUGGAUUCUGUGCAUCUCCUGAAAAGUGUUCCUGCUAUGAAGGAUAUACCAAGGACACAGAGAACAGUUGUGCACCAGUUUGCUCGAAAGGAUGUAAGAACGGAUUUUGUAUUUCUCCGGAAGUUUGCAAGUGCAACGAGGGCUUUGUCUCUUCAGAAGAAUCGGAUACGUGCCUCCCUGAAAAAGAAUUGUUAGCAGACUUAGAUUGCGAUCAGACUUGCCGGAACGGAACCUGCCUGGAAGGGAUGUGCACGUGUUGGGACAAUUACAAGCUGCAUCGAGACAGGGACGAUAAUCAAAGUCUUUACUGCCUCCCAAUAUGCGACCCCGAGUGCAUCAACGGAUACUGCGAGUCCCCAGGGACGUGCGCUUGUAUUAAUGACGAGAUUCUUCAAGAUGGGUAUCGCUGCCAGUCUGUCAACUAUUUCGAUGACAAGUUGUCAUCCAAGCACAAUGGAAACACAAUAAGGCGCUUUAAGUGGCUUUUUAUUACGAUUGCUUUGUUAGCUUUCAUUUUGGCGGUGGUGAUCGCCAUGCUUAUGAUGCACAUCUUCAAGAAGCGCUCCUAUUACGUGGGCAAAAACGAACAACAACUUGGCGUCUACUUCUCUCCCAAGAGAGCGGAUAUAAUUCGAGCAUGAUCUUCAUUUACAAUCCAGCAUUUACUCAUUACUUAAUAAAGGUUUUUGUAAGAAUAUACUAUUGAAAAAAUUU